Harmonia axyridis is the source of this 797-nucleotide messenger RNA. RefSeq names its product UPF0193 protein EVG1 homolog. NCBI's taxonomy places the organism in Eukaryota, Metazoa, Arthropoda, Insecta, Coleoptera, Coccinellidae. The record is from RefSeq and is a predicted model, not a curated record. Bases 96 to 713 code for a protein of 205 amino acids. The transcript has 3 exons.
CUGACAUAUCACUUAUACCGCACAUUUGUCAAAUAAUUUGUCAAUAAGUUCGGAUGAAAUUGGUUUAGUAAAAUUAAACAUAUAUUACCAGGAAAAUGGAGUGGCCGAGUAAAAAUGUACCUAGAGGGGGUAUGUUACAUCCACACAGAGUGCGGUUUAAUCCAGAAACAAAAAACUAUUUGAAAAUUCUAACGGACGAGAGCAAAAUGGCGAUCGCCCAAAGAAAGAAAAGCGAAUACAACUUGAGAGACUACGAAUCCACCCCGACUCCAAGAAGAAAGACGAAGAAGAGAUUCCCGAAAGUUGUCAUCCGACCAGGUUCAUCAAAAAGAAGGAGUUAUGAUAGCAUAGUGCAAUCAGGAGUGUUACAGAGGGAACCUUUCGUACCAAAACCGAUAGUGAACAGAGAAGCCGAGAAGAAGAGAUUGCAGGAUUCUAUGACAUACGGCAAGGAGGGACCACCAAAGCCUGUCGUUAAAAAACCUGCGAAGAAGCCAGAGAAGUUCAGACCAUUGAAUAGAUUCGACCAAUUGGUGCAAGAAAUCAGGGAUCGAGAAGAUUGGAUAGCGGAAAUGGCUCAACUGGGACAAGACAAAAAAUAUAAGGAGAUCAUCGAUUUGCAGAUACAGGAACGGAUCCGUGAGAUGAACAAGUUGGAUUUGGAUGGCGAUGAUUCCCAAACGCCAGCUACAACCGUCAGAACAUCUGUGUGAAUUGGUUUUUUCAAAUCAUAUAAGUAUUUUUGUAUUUUUCAAUUUUAUAAAUCUAUCAAAUACAUUUUUAGUAUGCUUCUAGAA